This is a messenger RNA of Sinocyclocheilus rhinocerous, 1905 nucleotides long. Its product is annotated as mannose-6-phosphate isomerase-like. The record is from RefSeq and is a predicted model, not a curated record. The coding region runs from base 42 to 1187 and encodes 381 amino acids. The transcript is spliced from 8 exons. Gene Ontology annotation, cellular component: cytosol. Gene Ontology annotation, molecular function: zinc ion binding; mannose-6-phosphate isomerase activity. Lineage: Eukaryota; Metazoa; Chordata; Actinopteri; Cypriniformes; Cyprinidae. Gene Ontology annotation, biological process: carbohydrate metabolic process; GDP-mannose biosynthetic process.
CGGGCUGUGACGUCACCUACGUGACCGUCAACGUCGCAGACAUGGCGGAAGUGAAAGUGUUUCCAUUGUGCUGUGUGGUGCAGAGCUAUGCCUGGGGUAAAGUGGGUCUGGACAGUGAGGUGGCCCGGCUGGUGCUCGGUGGAGACCCUCAGGCUCUCAUAGAGGAGGCCAGACCCUACGCGGAGCUUUGGAUGGGUGCUCACCCCAAAGGAGAUGCUCUCAUCAAAGACAACAGGAUAUCCCAGAGGACACCACCAAUGACAGAAUUGGCUGCUAGACUCCAUGCACAGUUUCCUGAACAUUACCCAGACAACAACCACAAACCAGAGAUGGCCAUCGCUCUCACUCAGUUUGAAGGUCUCUGCGGCUUUCGGACGAUGGAUGAAAUCUUGGGCUUCCUCAAAAAUGUCCCAGAGUUCCGCGCGCUGGUCGGUAACGAAGCCGCUGAGGAGCUCCAGAGCGCCGAUGGAGACCCGGGCCGGACGUCUCUCGCUCUGAAGAAAUGUUUCACCAGGAUGAUGAACUGUGAGAAGAAGCUGUUCGUUGAUCAGCUCAACAUGCUGGUCAAACGCAUCUCAGAGGAAGAGGCUGCAGGCAAAGACACCUCUGGAAGUAAUGGAGAACUGCUGCUGCGGCUGCAUUCCCAGUAUCCGGGGGACAUCGGAUGCUUUUCCAUUUACUUCCUGAACCGUAUCGUGCUGCAGCCGGGGGAGGCCAUGUUCCUGGGAGCAAAUGAGCCUCAUGCUUAUCUGUCUGGAGACUGUGUGGAGUGUAUGGCGUGCUCUGAUAACACCGUACGUGCCGGACUGACUCCCAAAUACAUUGACGUGGACACGCUGUGUGAGAUGUUGAAUUACAGCCCGGCUCCAGUCAGUGCCAAAAUCUUCCCCUGCGUGCGGGACAACGCCGACCCCUGCGUCUACCUCUACGACCCUCCUGUGCCAGACUUCACCGUCAUGAGAAUACAGAUCCCCGCCUCGGCGCGGCAGUACACUGUGAGCGCACUGGACUCCGCCAGCAUCCUGCUGGUCAUCGACGGAGAGGCCAUCGCCACGUCUGCUGCGGCCCUCUCUGACAUCACUCUGACACGAGGCUCUGUGCUUUUCAUUUCAGCCAAUGAGAGCGUCUCUUUACAGGUGACAUCAUCGUCAGGCAUGACCAUGUUCAGAGCCUGCUGCUUACUGUAGGAGACGUCCGCUUCAUAAACGUAAUCUGUUCUGUCCUGAUCUAAACCAACAGGUCAAACAAAGUUCAAGUAGAAAUCCCAUGGUCACAUGUUUUUGGCUUCAUCUCGAACAUGCAUGACGAAUAACCUCAGUUGAAGGAACAGUUCACCCCAAAAUGAAAAUUCUGUCAUUUACUCGUUCCAAGACUGUAUGAGUCUCAUUCUUCCACUGAACACAAAAGAAGAUAUUUUAAAGAAUGUUAGUAAGAAAAUAGUUUCUGGUCGCCAUUGACUUCCUUAUUUUUUUCCACACUAUGGAAGUCAAUAUGCACCAGCAACUGUUUACUUACUUGGAACAACUUGAGAGUAAAUGAUGACAGAAUUUUCAUUUUUGGGUGAACUAUCCUUUUAAGUUGGAGUAUUAUGAUGACAUUUAGUGUUAAAGUAGCUAUGCUUAAUCAAUAAAUAACAAAAUAUGUAAUGAAACGGAUUGAAUUAUGAUUCUGCAACAUGAAAACCUCUGCAUGUUCUUUUGAAAUAUGUAAAAGUAUAUAAUUCCUUUGAGUCAACAUGAAAUGCUGUUCACACCAUUUUGCUUUAAUAAUGUGACAUUUACGAGAAAAAAAAAAUGUAGGAUGGAAUUUGGUUGGACGAUAAAAUGUGGGAGUUCCAGAAUGAAGUCAGACCAGAAUGAGAGUUUAAACCACCAGCAUUAAAGCAACAGUUCAUCCAAAAAUGAG